Molecule: messenger RNA, 669 nt
Organism: Alternaria arborescens
Lineage: Eukaryota; Fungi; Ascomycota; Dothideomycetes; Pleosporales; Pleosporaceae
Exons: 2
Coding region: 1-669 (222 amino acids)
Source: RefSeq, a predicted model, not a curated record
AUGAGUCCGCCCCUGCAAUAUGGAGUGACUGUCGAGAGGGAAGAACACGGAGAGCAUGAUGUGCACGUAAAGCAGGAAGAACAUCCUGAGAAAUCCGCUCCGACUCUUGCUCCAAAGGCUGAGCCCGCCAAUCACGCCACCAUUGUCCCUCAGGAAGCAAAUAGAAAGAACCGAAAUAAGAAGGCUCCAAAGUUAGCUCGCAGUGACCCCGCUGGUGGUUUCUCGACCAAAAAACAGAGACGUGCGCUAUAUGUCAGCAACCUCGAAAAGGAAUUGGCCAGACUUCGUCAACAGCUUCUGAGAAAGGUACCUCUGGAGGAGAUUGAAACCAACAAAAAGAAGGCCGACACAAGCACAAGUUUGAGAAUGGAGAUCUUCCAGCUAAAGAAACAACUGAAAGAUGCACAAAGGGAUGGCGAGAAUGCUAGACGCGAUCUACGACCGUACAAGAACAGCAUAGCGCGCGAGAAAGAACAGUUUGAAGCCGCUUUGAACGAGAAAUUUGAGGAGAUGAAGGCAGACAACGGCAUGCGGGCCGGCAAGCUUGAGAACAAACUUGAACAAGAGAAAGCAAAGACCGAAGAGGCGCACAGGCUUUUUCGCGAAAGCGUGAAGUUGGUAGCACAUAUGACAAGCUUGUUGAAAGGCCAAGGUGGAUCGGUACACUGA